GUUGCUGUGGGGGGCGCACUGCUCUGCUGGAAGUUGCAUGGCAAGAAGGUGAAGUCAAUUGAGCUGGGAGAAGGAUGGUGGGGCCCAGGGGAAAGGCCCCAUUUACUGAGUGAGGACACCAGCAUUAGACCGUUCAUCAUCGAGGCCUCCGAAGCUGAUAUUGAGGACCUUCACGAACGUCUGGAUCGCACGCGGUUCUUUUCACCUCUGGAGGACUCCAGAUUUCACUAUGGUUUCAACUCCACCCAUCUGAAGAAAGUCAUUUCAUACUGGAGGAAUGAGUUCAACUGGAAGAAGCAAGUGAAAAUCCUCAACAGAUAUCCUCAUUAUAAGACCACUAUUGAAGGUCUGGAGGUGCACUUUAUCCAUGUGAAGCCCCCACAGUUGUCCUCCAGGCAGAAAGUUCGUCCCUUGCUGAUGGUCCAUGGCUGGCCAGGAUCCAUAUAUGAAUUUUAUAACAUAAUUCCGCUCCUCACAGACCCAAGCAAGCAUGGCCUGGACCCCAAUGUUGUCUUUGAGGUCAUCUGUCCAUCCAUCCCAGGGUAUGGCUUCUCAGAGGCAUCACACAAGAAAGGAUUCACGGCCUUUGCUGCGGCCCGGAUAUUCUACAAAUUGAUGCUUCGACUGGGAUUUAAACAGUUUUACCUGCAGGGUGGAGAUUGGGGCAGCAGAAUCACCACUCUCCUAUCUCAGAUGAAGCCAGAGUCAGUGAAAGGCCUACACCUCAAUUUUUUGAUUCUCCCAUCUGGACUAGGGAGGCUGAAAUCCCUGAUAAUUGGCCGAUUUGCUCCCUGGUUGGUGGGUCUGACACGGGAAGAUGCCAAGCGUAUAUAUCCGUACAUGGAGAAGAAUGUGUUCGCCAUUCUCCUGGAGAGUGGGUACCUCCACAUACAGGCCACCAAACCAGACACCAUUGGUUCCGCUCUGAAUGACUCCCCAGCUGGACUUGUGGCCUACAUUCUGGAGAAAUUUUCUACUUGGACAAACACAGAGUUCCGUGAUCUAGAAGAUGGUGGCCUGAACCGGAAAUUCUCUCUUGAUGAUCUUCUGACCAAUGUGAUGAUCUACUGGAUCACUGGAUCAAUCGCAUCUUCUAUGAGGUUCUACAAGGAAAAUUUCCCAAGAAAUUAUAACAGUACCCCAGACACCAAAAUCGGGGUGUAUGUGCCUACUGGUGUCGCUGCUUUCCCCUGUGAGCUGGUCCACUCCCCUCAGGUUUGGGCAAAGGAGAAGUUCCGGAACAUUGUCACCUACACAUUUAUGCCCCGCGGAGGGCACUUUGCUGCCUUUGAGGAGCCAGAACUUCUCGCCCGCGAUGUCCAGAAAUUUGUGUUGAAAGUGGAGAAGCUGUAA
Messenger RNA from Staurois parvus, 1353 nucleotides. The record is from the annotation of a GenBank genome assembly. NCBI's taxonomy places the organism in Eukaryota, Metazoa, Chordata, Amphibia, Anura, Ranidae.